Molecule: messenger RNA, 408 nt
Organism: Ilex paraguariensis (yerba mate)
Lineage: Eukaryota; Viridiplantae; Streptophyta; Magnoliopsida; Aquifoliales; Aquifoliaceae
Source: the annotation of a GenBank genome assembly
AUGAGUGAAGUUGAGGAAAGUCCUACCAUGAGCGUAGAAGACUUGGAAGAAGAAAUUCCCAUAUGUGUGGAGGAUGAAGAGUAUUUUGAGGAUAUACAGGACAUCUAUGACCAAUUGUAUGUACAAUUCCUCAAACAACAAGAGAAUUUGACUUCCAUAAGUGGUCAGCUUUUGGAAACGUCUAGUGAGUCAAAGCAUAUGCAUGCAUCAUCAUCAAAUGGACCACAUGGUAGAGUACACACUUCUGGGGAGAAAAGAGCUAGUCCCCCACUCAUUAUCAGACCUAACCCAAGUUUUAAGAAGGAAAAACAAGUUUUGGUGAUUAAGGAGGACCUUGAGAAACUAACCAUUUCAGCCAAGUUGGAGGCUCCAGGUGCUUCUAACAAGGUCAUGGUUUCUAAGAAAUAG